Echinops telfairi (small Madagascar hedgehog) is the source of this 1359-nucleotide messenger RNA. It is a transcript of the gene SERPINA7, whose product is annotated as serpin family A member 7. The coding region runs from base 31 to 1287 and encodes 418 amino acids. The record is from RefSeq and is a predicted model, not a curated record. Gene Ontology annotation, biological process: negative regulation of endopeptidase activity. Gene Ontology annotation, molecular function: serine-type endopeptidase inhibitor activity. Lineage: Eukaryota; Metazoa; Chordata; Mammalia; Afrosoricida; Tenrecidae. The transcript has 5 exons.
UUAGGUGUGCGCUAUCACUUUUCUUCCAAAAUGCCACCGUCCCUCUAUAAGGUUUUCUUAUUACUUGGGCUUCAUGUGACAAUCCAUUGUGCAUCACCUAACAGCUCUGAAGGCCAAGUAACCAUCUGCCAUUCCCCCCAACACAAUGUCACUCUCUAUAAGAUGUCAUCCACCAAUGCUGACUUUGCCUUCAACCUGUACCGGAGGUUCACUGUGGAGACCCCACAUCAAAACAUCUUCUUCUCCCCUGUGAGCAUUUCUGCUGCUUUGGCCAUGCUCUCCCAUGGGGCCAGCUCCAACACCCAAACUCAAAUCCUGGAAAGCUUGGGGUUCAACCUCACAGUCGUCUCAGUGGCAGAGCUCCAACAGGGUUUCCAGCACCUCAUCUGUUCACUGAAUUUUCCAAAGAAGGAGCUGGAAUUGCACAUGGGAAACGCCCUCUUCAUUGGGAAGCAGCUGAAACCACUGGCAGCGUUCUUGGAUGAUGUCAAGAGCCUUUAUGAGACUGAAGUCUUAUCUACCGACUUCUCCAAUGUUUCUGCAGCCAAACAGGAGAUCAAUAGUCAUGUGGACAAACAAACCAAAGGGAAAGUUGUGGGCCUCAUUCAGGACCUCAAACCAAACACCGUCAUGAUCCUGGUGAAUUAUAUUUCCUUUAAAGCCCAAUGGGCAAAUCCUUUUGAUCCAUUGAGAACAGAAACGGGGUUCAACUUCUUAGUGGACAAGAGCACCACAGUGCAAGUGCCCAUGAUGCACCAAAUGGAACAGUACUACCAUCUGGUGGACCCAGAACUCAACUGCACAGUGUUGCAAAUGGACUACACUGAGAAAGCUCUGGCCCUCUUUGUCCUGCCCAAGGAAGGUCAGAUGAAGUGGUUGGAAGAAUCCAUGUCAUCUAAAAUACUGAAGAAGUGGAACCGCUUACUGCAGAAGGGCUGGGUUGAUAUAUUUGUUCCAAAACUUUCCAUUUCUGCCACACAUGACCUUGGAGCCAUUCUUCUGAAAAUGGGCAUUCAGGAUGCCUUUGAUGACCAUGCUGAUUUUCCUGGAAUCACAGAAAGCCAUGGCCUGAAACUUUCCACUGCUGCUCACAAGGCAGUACUGGACAUUGGUGAAAAGGGAACCGAAGAUAUAACCCUCCCUGAAGACAGAUUCCUGGACCAGCCUGAGAUGACUCUCUUUCAUGCUACCAUGCAGUUUAAUAGACCUUUCUUGCUUAUGAUUUUGGAAAAAAGCACUAAGAGCAUUCUCUUUCUAGGGAAAAUUGUGGACCCAAUGGAAAUGUAAUUUGGAAAAGAGGCUGUUGACUAACUGCAUGUACAUAUUGCAAAAAAGAAAUAAAUAGUAUAGUUGAUGUGA